Messenger RNA from Linum trigynum, 1260 nucleotides. The record is from the annotation of a GenBank genome assembly. NCBI's taxonomy places the organism in Eukaryota, Viridiplantae, Streptophyta, Magnoliopsida, Malpighiales, Linaceae.
UCCAUCUUGGCGUUCACAUGGCCCACCCAUCCAAAAGACAACUUUCCGCGGGAGAUAUGAACCGAAAAACUCGCAAGGCUUGGAGAGAGAAUAAGAACGAAAUAGCCGAAUGCGAAAAUUUCCCGGGGAAAUUAUUGGAAGCGAAGGAAAUUCGUUCUUCCGCGCAUAAGGAUUCUGGUUUAAGAGAUACAAAAACAGGCCAAGAACAGAGAUUUUUUUUUUUUAGCUUUGGGUUUACGGAGGUGAUUGCCGUCGACGGAGUUAUCAGCGGAGAGGGCUGAAAUCAUUCCCGUUUCAUUCCCUCCCAUGAAGACGAGCUUCAUCCUCAGAGUUCCUUGCUUCCCUCUUUGAUCGCCAAAUCCCUUUUUCGGGGGAGAUGUUCAAUGUUUGGACAUGGUUUCAGUAUUGCUUAGCUGUGCAUCCGUUGAAGACAGAGGUGAUCAGCUCUGGCUUGAUUUGGGGUGCCGGUGAUAUUGCUGCACAAGCCAUUAACAACUACACGGCCGCCGCCGAUAAGCCCCUCGUGUUUCAGGAUGAUGAAAGGCCUGAAAAGAUAAACUGGAAACGAGUAGCGACCACGAGCUUGUUCGGGUUUGGAUUCGUUGGACCUGUCGGACACUUCUGGUAUCAAGGUCUAGACAGAUUCAUGAGGUCACAGCUAUUCCACCCCAAUUCGCUGCGAUUCGUUGGUGUCAAAGUGGCGAUCGAUGGCUUCAUCUUCGGGCCACUGGAUCUGCUCUUGUUCUUCACGUACAUGGGCAUUGCUGCUGGGAAGAGCGUCCCGCAGAUCAGGGACGAUAUGAAGAGAGAUUUCCUCCCGGCUUUCAUGUUCGAAGGUGGCAUAUGGCCGAUCAUUCAGGUGGUGAACUUCCGCUUCGUCCCUGUGAAGUAUCAGCUCCUGUAUGUUAACUUCUUCUGCUUGAUAGAUAGUUGCUUCCUCUCGUGGCUCGAGCAGCAGCGCAAUGCUCCCUGGAAGGCGUGGGUGAACUCCUUGGUACCUUUCCAAGGGGAGAAAGGGUGAAGAAAGGAAAAAGGUUAGAUCUUUGUCCUUCUAUCAUCACCCCCUUCAACUAUGGAGAAAGAGGAUGUGAAAACGAUGAGUUCAGGGAAGACCUCAAGAUCAAGGCACUUACAGAUUUGCCAAGAAGACAUGGAAAAUGAUUGGUAGUGUUUUUUUCUUGUUAACACAAUUUUGACCGUACAUAGUAGGGUUACAUUUGAUCAUCCCUUCUCAUUGGGGCAUAAAUACUGAUCAUUUUU